Topomyia yanbarensis is the source of this 1047-nucleotide messenger RNA. RefSeq names its product CCR4-NOT transcription complex subunit 11 (gene Not11). NCBI's taxonomy places the organism in Eukaryota, Metazoa, Arthropoda, Insecta, Diptera, Culicidae. The record is from RefSeq and is a predicted model, not a curated record. Gene Ontology annotation, cellular component: CCR4-NOT complex. Bases 157 to 927 code for a protein of 256 amino acids. The transcript is spliced from 2 exons. Gene Ontology annotation, biological process: mRNA catabolic process; negative regulation of translation.
UUCACUGGGUAUUGUCAAUAAUAGCAGAACACUGUAAAUAAACAGUGUGAUAAGAAACCAAAGGCAAGAAACAAACUGUUCACAAAAAAGCUACUGCAGUGUAUGCAGCUAUAGUUAGUGCUCUUCAACGAAUAACUCCGAAAACCUAAGAAUUUCAUGGAUGGAAUAACGAAGCGACCGGACAAUGUCAGCAAUAGUGCAGCUAGUGGCAGUAGUUUUCUCACCAACGGCUAUGGGACCCAGUUUAUGACGGUGGCUCCUCCGCUCUUGAAUUGCGAAGACGAGCUCAUCUGGCUUGAUCUGAGCAAUCCUGCUUUCCACAAGCCCGUCUACAACAGUUCGAUUAACGAAUCGAAAAGUUUGGGGAAAGAUGCCAAGAACCUUAUCAUACAGUCCUUCCGGCAGGCUCUGAGCAUACAUGAUCAGAACGAAUUGAUGCGGGAGCUAGAGAAGGACCCGGAAUUGGUCUACAACGUGGGAUUAACACCGGAUAAGCUCCCCGAUUUGGUAGAAUACAAUCCAUUGAUUGCGAUUGAAAUUCUUCUUAAACUGAUCCACUCAACGGAAAUUACGGAAUACUUCAGCGUACUUGUGAAUAUGGAAAUGUCUCUGCAUUCGAUGGAAGUUGUCAAUCGGCUAACCACAUCCGUUGAACUUCCCACCGAAUUUGUUCAUCUAUACAUCAGCAACUGCAUUUCUUCGUGCGAAGCGAUCAAGGAUCGUUACCUGCAGAAUCGGCUUGUACGGUUGGUCUGUGUCUUCUUACAAAGUUUGAUCAGAAAUCACAUAAUCGAAACGAGUGAGUUGUGUAUCGAGCUGGAAGCGUUCUGCGUCGAGUUCAGUCGCAUACGGGAAGCAGCUGCUCUGUAUCGGUUGUUGAAACAACUGGAGUCAGAUUCCAACACUACAACAAAUAAAAUCAAAUAGUUUGAAAAAUUUACACAGGAUUUAUUGUCAAUAUUAAGUAUGGCACUUUGUAUUGUAAUUUAAUUAUUUUGUUACAAUAAAGGUUUGUUUUUAUACCUUUUAUAUUUUCCUACCCUUCAC